ACUUUUGGGAAAUCUAUUACAAAUUAAUUUAGGGGAAGUCUUUAGUAAAAAAAAUUAAAUAAUUCAGUCUGUAGAAAAUGCAACCUUUUCGUUUUAUAUUUUUGAAUACCUAGCAUAAAACAUUCGAAUAUCGAACUGCCAACCUGAGUGUGUGUGUGUGUGCAUAGACGAGCGACGCAUAAUGUCAAAAGAAUGGAAGGGGAUGAAAAUAAUAACAAACGCGAACAAAAGAAAUUUCACUCACUGCCCUUCUCACACACUGUUGUCUCUGGUACUGGUAUGUACGCUUCUUUGUCACUGCAAUUUCACGACCAUAUUACGAGGCUAGCAUCCGUGAAUGCAACAAAUGUUCCCCAUUCCGCUCAGAUUUUGUGCCCAAUCCUAUCGUAAUGUGUGGCUUUUAAUGUGGUAAAGUGAGAAUAUUGUGUGUAUUUUAUACCCGCGUUGUCAAUAGUGACACGACGUAGUAGGUGCGUGGUACUACAUAUUGACCAUUCUGGUGCAACCAAAGCGCCAAACAAUCCUUCUGACCGUCGUCAUCAUAACAGUACGUUCUGUAAAGUCUGUGCCUGUGUCAGCCAGCUGGUGAAAAGUGGUGUCCCAAUAAUUAUCCCCACCCAAGUAGGCCCCCUGUUCGUGUGGCUGUGUGUAGUGCGCACAGAAAUAGGCCAAUGUUAUCAUCCAAACCGUGGGUAACGAACGAGCGAUAACAUAAAACAAAACAAAAAUGCUGGACGCAUAUGUUGGGUACGAUCUGAGCAGUGCCAUCGAACCGGAUGACAUACCGAAAACGAACGACACUGUGUGGAUACUGGGAAAGCAAUAUCACGCUACCGAUGAUCUCGAAACCAUACGACAGGAUGUGCAAUCUCGCUUGUGGUGUACGUACCGCAAAGGAUUCGUUCCGAUUGGCAACACACAGCUAACCACGGACAAAGGCUGGGGCUGUAUGUUGCGUUGCGGCCAGAUGGUAUUAGCACAGGCACUGAUACAGCUACAUCUGGGCCGGGACUGGGUGUGGGAAGCGGAAACGAGAGAUGAAAUUUAUCUCAAUAUAGUGAACCGCUUCGAGGACAGCAAGCAGGCACCAUUUUCGCUGCAUCAGAUUGCUUUGAUGGGUGAUUCAUCCGAAGAGAAGCGAAUCGGCGAAUGGUUCGGACCGAAUACGGUCGCACAGGUGUUAAAAAAGCUGGUAAAAUUUGACGAUUGGUGCGGGCUAGUCAUCCAUGUUGCCCUGGACAAUACGGUAGCAACUGAUGAGAUAGUGGAGCUAUGUGCAGAUAAAAAGGAACCCGAUGUUUGGAAGCCGCUUCUACUGAUAGUUCCACUGCGGCUAGGUCUUAGCGAAGUAAAUCCAAUCUAUAUUGAGGGACUGAAGAAAUGUUUCCAGCUACCGGGAAGCUGUGGCAUGAUCGGUGGCCGUCCCAAUCAAGCACUCUACUUUAUCGGGUACGUCGGUGAGGAAGCACUCUAUCUUGACCCGCACACGGUCCAACGGGUAGGAACGGUUGGCAGCAAGCAGGAAGCAGUGGAGCAGGAGCUGGACGAAACGUUUCACCAGCGGUACGCUAGUCGGAUCAGUUUCACCUCCAUGGAUCCUUCGCUGGCCGUUUGUUUUCUGUGCGUUAGUCGGCAACAGUUCGAUUUGCUCGUGGCACGGUUUAACGAUAGUUUGAACGGUGGCACUAGCCAAGCACUGUUCGAGGUAGCAAAAACACGCCAAGCACCGUGGACACCGACGACGGCUUCGUCCGCAUCUUCGCGCAAGAACAGUGGACCAACCGAGGCCUUCAAUGUGAUAUCGGCGACCGAAAUUCCGAACGAAGAAUUCGAAGAGGUGGAACCACGUACGCUCGAUGACUCGGACGAAGAGUUCGAGAUAAUAGCCUAGCAGCCCGACCACGAACUUUCGAGUGAAGUGAUCGAAAAUUAUAGCGCUAUAAGCUUUCCUUGAAUACUUGCUGCCAACACGGCCAACAGCUGUUGGGCUCGUGUUAUUCUCCCAUGCUGCUGCUGCUGUUCGCCACCCCUUUUUGUCACACGCGCGCAGUACACGAUAGUUUUAUGCAAAGGACAACCGAGAUCGAGAGAAAGAUAAAGAAAAAAUCAAAUUGGAAUUUUGCCUACGCAAAGACAGUCUCUAUUGGUUUGUUAUGCCGCUUUUAAGCAACUUGAAUACGUUAAACAUUUUGUGCGGGAAAAUUAUGAAACCAUUUCGGAGGGAUAAAAGUGAAACAAUUUAAUAAAAUGCGUAACAACACCCCCCUUUGUGCGGAAAUAUGUUCCGCGUAUCGGUAGGCGUGUCACCAAGAGACAA
Messenger RNA from Anopheles funestus (African malaria mosquito), 2317 nucleotides. RefSeq names its product cysteine protease ATG4B (gene Atg4a). The transcript is spliced from 5 exons. Lineage: Eukaryota; Metazoa; Arthropoda; Insecta; Diptera; Culicidae. The record is from RefSeq and is a predicted model, not a curated record. Gene Ontology annotation, molecular function: protein-phosphatidylethanolamide deconjugating activity. The coding region runs from base 728 to 1891 and encodes 387 amino acids.